This is a messenger RNA of Blepharisma stoltei, 2619 nucleotides long. The record is from the annotation of a GenBank genome assembly. Lineage: Eukaryota; Ciliophora; Heterotrichea; Heterotrichida; Blepharismidae.
AUGGUUUUUAGAUCUCUAUGUAGGUUGACAAGAGCCUUAUCUUUUAAGCCUACCAUUAGAUAUUCUAAACCUUUACCAGUGAGAUUCACCAAUUUUAAUUCUAUCAGAUAUUUUGCAACCCAACAAAACUCGAUUGAAGCACUUCAAUACGAGGUUCAAAGAGCUGAAAAAGAGCACGGCGAAGAUAGCAUAAAACUUAUUGUCCCUUAUAACAAGCUAGGCGUAGCGUUUCGAGAAAAAGGAGAUUUGCCGAAAGCUGCUAUUUAUAUUGAGAAAUCAUUAAGAAUAGCUGAGAAAGAGCUUGGAGGUGAUCAUCAAGAGCUUACCAUUGGGUUCAGUACUUUAGGUCAUAUAUUUAGGGAAAUAGGAAAUAUCAAAGCAGCUAUUUUAUACUAUGAAAAAGCACUGAACAUAGAAAAGGCAAAAUUUGGCGAAAACAGCAAAGAAGUCGCAUUGACUCUUAAUAAUAUCGCAAACCUCUAUAAGUAUGAUGGAAAUCUUGAAAAAGCUGAAGAAUACUUAAAACUAGCUUUACCCUACAUGCAGCAGCAAGUCGACGGCAAUGAUCCAGACGUGGCUAUCUAUUUUCUUAAUUUUGGCUAUGUCGCUUCAUUAAAGUCAAAAGUUGCUGAGUCUAUUGAUUAUUAUCAAAAGGGUAGGAAAAUAUUUGAAAGAGUUACAGGACCAAACUCAGCUGAUGUUGCUGAUGUUGAAACCCAUAUCGCAUAUGUUCACUGGAAUGCUGGAAAGUUUGAGGAUGCUAAAAGGCACUUACAAAAUUCAAUAAACAUCAGAGAAACUUUAAGGCUCCUUGAUGCUAAUUUGAUUGAGCUAUAUAAAAAAUUGGGAUUUCUCUUGAAAGAUAUGAAAAAUAUAAAGGAUUCUAACGAAGCCUUUGAAAGAGGAGCAACCAUUGUAAAAGGCUCGCGUGGGGAGAAUAGCUCAUCUUUAGCUUACUAUUAUAAUGAUAUUGGGAACAAUUUCAGACUGCUUGGCGAUAAGAGAUUUUCCAAGCCAUUCUUUGAUAAGUCCUUAGAAAUAUUGAAAAAUAUUCCUCAGGAAAACACAAAAGAAAUGUCUCUUUGCUAUGAAAACUUAUCACAAUUUGCGUAUACUAACAAAGAAUUUGAUAAUGCUAUUGAAUAUGGGCAUAGAUCUCUUGAAAUAAAGAGAAAUGCUAAAGUCGGCAAGCAGGAGAUGGCCUAUUCUUAUGCUGGGCUUGGGUCAAUUUAUCAUGCUAAAGGGGAUCUUAAAGAAGCUGAGUCGUACUUAAUGCAAGCGAAAUCUAUAGCAGAAGAGUCAACAAAUAUCGAUCAAUCUAUAUUAGAUUCCAUCUAUACAACACUAGGGCUUUUAUAUAGAGACCAAGAAAAAUAUCCUGAAUCGAUAGAAUCCCAUCAAAAAACAAUUGAAUUAAAAGUCAAAAAUCUAGGAGAGCUUCAUCCAGCUACCGCUAACACUUAUGCGCAUAUAGGAAUUUCAUAUGAAAAAUGGGACAAAAUACCAGAGGCUGUAGAGGCAUUCAAAAAGGCUAUAGAAAUGAUUAGAUUAGAUUAACGCUUGGCAUGUAUAGUCCCACUUCCUGAAGUUCAUGCGUUCAGCAGGUGAACGCCUGCGGGGUGGCUCCCUAAAGGCAGUUUGAGAUCAGGCCUAAACCCCCGGUUUCUUUGUAGAGGCAUUUUCCCUCCAUAUCUAAAAAAACCAGAUUUUGCAGGGAAUCUCCAUUUUUAAACCUAGGUGUCAGAAUUACCCCUCAUAGCUCAGGCAACAAUCCAUUUUCGGGACCCUUUUCAGCUGGAGAGACUAGCGCUGAGUUACUUGUUUAGUUUGUCUUCCCUUUUCUUUGGAUCAUCUCGGAGGAAAAAAACUUAAUGUGCUUUCGCAGAUUUGUGACAGGCCACAAAAGCAGCUUAGGGCAGUUAAGUCGUCCCUGCCUCUAUCGGAUACCCUUUCUGAGCCCCGGGGUACUGCUGACAAAAAAUGUAAAAAACUGCCAAUCGAGCCAGACCACUAAUCAGCGAAAAUAUUGUUGGGCCUCUUUCUUCAAGGCUAGCCUAAUCCUUGCAGUUCCUUGCCCUAAAAACCAUAUCCGAAUAUUUAUUAGGGCGCCGCCUCAGGGAGGACGGGCUUCUCAUCACCGGCCAUUUUAUGUAUAUUAUAGAAAUUAAUGAAAAAACAGUAGGAAGAAAGCAUGCAUCUACAUCUACUUAUAUUGAUUUAUUAGGAGAUGCCUAUAGAAAAUCAGGUCAGGUUGAAGACGCUCUUAGAGAGCACAAUACAGCACUUGAAAUCAGAAAAGAAUCUGUCGGAGAAAAAAAUUUCAUGGUCGCAUUGUCAUAUAAUAAUCUUGCCUUUGACUAUAGAGCUUUAAAAGAUUGGGACAAAGCUAUAGAAUUCCAUGAAAAAGCAAGCCAAAUUUAUUUGCAGUUGUAUGGAAAUCAGCAUACCUAUUAUGGAGGAGGAUAUAUUUUACUUGGAGAAGUCUAUGAGAUGAAAGGAGAUAAGAAAAGUGCUAUCGAAAAUUAUACAAAAGGCAUACAAUUUUUCAUUAAUUUAUAUGGAGAAAAUAAUGAUUUGGUCAGAAAAAUGCAAAAGAAAAUUGAAGACCUAAAAAGCUAA